AUGUCCAAACAAGAAUUUAAAUUGUUCUCCUCAUUAACUCUCGGAAGCGAUGGAAAUCAUGAGGGUUUCAAAUUGAAACACCGUGUGGUCUUGGCACCAUUAACAAGAUGUAGGGCUGUCGUUGGUGAUUGCGAACAUACAGAGCAUGGAAUCACCUAUUACCAACAACGAACCUCGGAAGGAGGCCUCAUCAUCUCUGAAGCUACCCAGAUAACACCACAAGGACAAGGCUAUCCAGCCACUCCUGGCAUUUACUCAAAGGCUCAAAUUGAGUCUUGGAAGAAAAUUACAGAUGCUGUCCAUCAAAAGGGCGGAAUCAUUGCUUGUCAAUUGUGGCAUGUUGGGCGAGUGAGAUGGGCCGACUCAGUGAGUAGCUCUUCAGUGCCUUUGGGAGAAAACGCAACCGAUUUGAAAACCAUGCAACAAGUCCCUGCUGAAGCUCCGAGAGCAUUGAGUGUUGAAGAAAUUAAACAAGUGGUAGAGCAGUAUGGUGUUGCAGCCAAGAAUGCUAUUGAGGCUGGUUUUGACCUUGUGGAGCUUCAUGCAGCGAAUGGAUAUCUUAUUGAUCAGUUCUUGCAAGAUGGAGUCAACAAGAGAACCGACGAAUACGGAGGAUCUAUCGAGAAUCGAAUUCGCUUCUUGAAAGAAGUCGUUGAAUCUGUUCUGAAGCACCUCAAUAACGAGUCCUAUCGUGUCGGUGUUAGAAUUAGCCCUUCCGGAGUGUUUAACAACAUGUCUGACUCGAACCCUCAAGAAUUGUUUACUGAGGUGACCAAAUUAUUGAACAAUUACAACUUAGCAUAUUUGCAUGUGAUUGAGCCAAGAGCCAACUUGGUCUAUUCCAAGGCAGCUGAAGAAGUAGAAGCCGUCAGCGCUGUAGCAUGCAAGCAAUUGAGACAAUACUUUAAAGGACCAAUUAUUGCCGCUGGAGGAUUUAACAGACAAACAGCCAUUGAUAUUGUUGAAUCAGGAGAUGCUGACCUGGUUGCUUUUGGCCGUUACUUUAUUUCAAACCCUGAUUUGCCCUUGAGAUUAGAAAAGAAUUUGCCACUAAGUCGAUACAAUAGAGACACGUUUUAUUAUUCUUCGGAUUUGGUGACAGGAUAUACAAAUUAUCCCUUCUACUCGGAAGAACAAUAA
Naegleria fowleri is the source of this 1140-nucleotide messenger RNA. RefSeq lists its product as uncharacterized. Bases 1 to 1140 code for a protein of 379 amino acids. Lineage: Eukaryota; Heterolobosea; Eutetramitea; Acrasida; Naegleriidae. Gene Ontology annotation, molecular function: oxidoreductase activity; FMN binding. The transcript has 2 exons. The record is from RefSeq and is a predicted model, not a curated record.